CAUGGAGCCGCUGCCGGCCGCGGAGCCACCGCCGGCCGCCGCUCGCCAGGUAGAAACAGAUGACCAAAUAGCCCUCCUUAGUAAGCCCAGGAAUAAAGGAGGAAACAGUGAUCUGGCAUCAGCUGGAUUUAACAUUAUUAAUUCAAUCAUAGGAUCAGGCAUUAUAGGAUUGCCAUAUUCGAUGAAGGAAGCUGGUUUUCCUCUAGGAAUACUGCUUUUGUUUGUGGUUGCCUUAAUCACAGAUUAUUCCAUUAUAUUGCUGAUCAAAGGAGGAAAUCUGUCCGGUACCAAAACCUAUCAAGAGCUGGUCAAAAAAACCUAUGGUCUUGUAGGUUAUCUAAUCCUUUCAAUUCUCCAGUUUUUAUAUCCAUUUAUUGCUAUGAUCAGUUACAACAUAAUAACAGGAGACACUUUAACUAAAGUUUUUCAGAGAAUUCCUGGAGUUGGGGUGGAUAACGUGCUUACCGACCGUCACUUCAUAAUUCUUCUUACCACCAUCAUCUUUACCUCACCUAUAUCUUUAUAUCGAGACAUAGCAAAAUUGGGAAAGGUAUCUUUUCUUUCUCUGGUUCUAACCAUUGUCAUCCUGGUUGUUGUGAUGGUGAGAGCAGUAACCUUCAGUCCACAAGUACCCAAAUCAGAAAAUGCAUGGAUAUUUGCAAAACCAAAUGCAGUACAAGCCGUUGGGGUGAUGUCAUUUGCAUUCAUCUGCCAUCAUAACAGCUUUUUAAUAUAUGGGUCUCUGGAAGAACCCACAUUAAAGAAUUGGUCUCAAGUCACGCAUAUGUCUGUGGCCCUUGCUCUUAUCAUCAGUGUAGCGUUUGCUGCCAGUGGAUAUAUGACUUUUACAGGAUACACAGAAGGAGAUAUAUUUGAAAACUACUGUAGAGAUGACAACCUUGCUACAUUUGGAAGGUUUUGUUAUGGAGUUACUGUAAUUCUGACCUUCCCCCUUGAAUGUUUUGUGACCAGAGAGGUGAUUGCCAAUGUGUUUUUCCAUGGGAACCUCUCAACAGUUUUCCAUGUUGUUGUGACAGUAGUUAUCAUUGCUGUGGCGACUGGUGUAUCAUUAGUGUAUGAUUGCCUUGGAAUAGUUUUAGAGCUGAAUGGAGUUUUGAGUGCUACCCCACUUGUUUUUAUCAUCCCAUCAGCGUGUUACCUAAGGCUGUCCAAGGAGCGGUGGAACCAUCCAGAUAACCUCAUAUCCUGCCUGAUUCUUGUUCUUGGUGUGCUAGUGAUGGCAGUUGGGUUUGUCAUGACUGUCUUGCAUCCCCAGGAAUGUAGCCAUGGAAAAGAAAUGUUCUACUGCUCCCCUAGUAAUGUUUCUUUACACAACAGCACACUUCCACCCUAGGUAUUUACUUACAUACUUGAUUUUAUGCUGCCAUCCUUUUUCAGGUGAGACUUCAGUUUUAACUUUUGAAACACAAAAUCUCAGAGGUGCC
This is a messenger RNA of Agelaius phoeniceus (red-winged blackbird), 1445 nucleotides long. It is a transcript of the gene SLC38A11, whose product is annotated as solute carrier family 38 member 11. The record is from RefSeq and is a predicted model, not a curated record. Gene Ontology annotation, molecular function: L-amino acid transmembrane transporter activity. Lineage: Eukaryota; Metazoa; Chordata; Aves; Passeriformes; Icteridae. Gene Ontology annotation, cellular component: membrane. Gene Ontology annotation, biological process: amino acid transmembrane transport.